Messenger RNA from Balearica regulorum gibbericeps (East African grey crowned-crane), 4175 nucleotides. Lineage: Eukaryota; Metazoa; Chordata; Aves; Gruiformes; Gruidae. The record is from RefSeq and is a predicted model, not a curated record.
CCUCUUUCUUUGGGGACGGCUUUGUGGAGAUGCCGCUGGCGGAUGCCUCGCAGGCGGGGGCCGCCGGCCAGCCCGACCACCUCCUGCUCCAGCUGCGAGCCGGCAGCCUGCAGGCCAGGCUGCAGCUGGGCUCAGAGGAGGUGACGCUGCAGUCCCCAGCAGAGCUGCAGCUCAAUAACCUGGCGGUGCACGACGUGGAGCUGCUGGUGGAAGAUGGCAGAAUGAUGCUGACCAUCGACGGCCUCUUCAACAGCUCCGUGGACAUCACAGGGCCCGUACAGGAGCUGGACAUCCAGUACGGCCUCUAUGCCGGUGGGACAGGCAGUCUUGACCUGCCGUACCUCGCCGAGGCCAGCUCACCCUUCAGAGGUUGCCUCCACUUAGUGACAUUCAAUGGCCUGGAUGUCCUCUCCCCUCUGUCCUCUGACGGCAGCUCCAAGAUCUUCCACCGGGUCCAGGAAGGGUGCAGCACACAGUUCUCUGCUGAGCCCGAGGAACCCUUCGGGUUCCUGGGACCACACUCCUACAUUGCAUUUCCCACGUGGGACGCGAGGGAGGAAGCAACCAUUGAGUUUGUGAUAACGACGAGCAUCACCCAGGCACCCCUCAUCUACCACGCAGGGCUGGAGAAUGAUUUCUUCUACCUGGAGAUCUCCAAUGGGCGCCUGAGGGGGUUUGUUGAGAAGGGGAACGGCAUCAUCGUCCUGCACAACAACGUCUUCAUCAGCGAUGAGCAGCAGCACUAUGUCAAAGUCUACACAGACAUCCACAAGUUUGAGAUCCUGAUCGAUUACUACGCCUCAUCCACAUCCAACCGGGGCAUCAACAACUACCUGGACCUUCAGGGAAACCUCUUCAUCGGGGGUAUGAACAAAAAGGCUUUGCAAAGGCUGAGGGAGCAUCAUCUUGCUUUCAUCUCUGUGUGGACCAUGACCAACAACUCGUUUGUUGGCUGCUUGGAGGACCUGCGGAUAAACCUGCAGAAGAGGAGUCUGCAAGAUGCUGUGGUCACCAAGGACAUCACACCAGGCUGUGGAAAGCAGGAGCACUACUGGGACUAUGAUGAGGCAUACGAGCAGGAUGAGGCACCCACCUCCCCGCCUCCGGAUGUCUGGUCAGGAGCACCGGGCCUGGUGGUGGAACCCUGCCAGCCAGACAACAGCUUCCCACCCGCCUUCGCCAACAUCAGCAGGCUGCUGCACGUCAGCCCCCUCAUCGUCUCUGAAGGGGGCACGGCCUAUCUGGAGUGGAAACACGCCCAGCCAACGGUAGACUUGAGCCUUGCAAACAUACGGCAGUCCCAAGUCCUCUUUAGCAUCACCAAUGACCCUAGGCACGGCCAGCUGGAGCUGGAUAUUCCUGGGUCCAGGAGCAGAAGGAAGUUCACCUUGCUGGACAUUGUGAAUCGGAAAGUCAGAUAUGUCCACGAUGGUUCCGAGGGACCCAUGGAUCAGCUGAUGCUGGAGGUGACAGUAACUGCCCAGCAAGGGAUCCCCGAGUGCUUGCGGCAGGGGCAGAUGUACCUGCUGCCCAUCAUGAUCAACCCCAUCAACGAUGCCCCGCAGGUGAUCUUUCCCCAUGGGAACCACAUGACAAUCCUGAAGCACACGCGGAAGCACCUGACCACGGACAUCCUGCAGGUUCUAGAUGACGACACAUCCUGUGAUGACCUCGAAUUCCAGCUGCAUGGUGGCCAGCAGAUGGAGGAAGGUUACAUGGAAUAUGACUUCCAGCCUGGAGUGCCCAUCGAAGAGUUCUCCUGUCGGGACCUGGAAGCAGGCAACAUAGUCUACGUGCACCAGAGCGGGACAAACUUACAGCUCACCUUGCAGGUGAGCGACGGCACAGUCCCAAGCCCCGUUGCCACCCUGAGGAUCCUCGCCAUUGACCCUGACAUCCGCCUGCACAAUAACACCGGCCUCUCCAUCUCCCAAGGAGGGGCUGCACGCAUUACCACAGCCAACCUGUCAGUGGAGACAAACGCCGUGAAACAACGGGUUGCCAUCCUCUAUGUCCUCACGGAGCCCCUAAGGUAUGGUGAGGUCCAGAAGCAAGGGAGCAUGGGAGGGGAAUGGAAAAAAGUCGAGUCCUUCCACCAGCAAGACCUGGAGCAAGGGCGCAUCCAGUAUUUCAGCACAGACACAGAGCACCGGCUAGAAGAUGUCGUGGAGAAGCUGAGAUUUGAAGUCCAGGUGGGGCAGAAGGUCUUGCCAAACAACACCUUUCUCAUAAGGAUUAAAAGAGCCACCAUUAAGAUGAGGACCAUGGUCCCCCUCCAGAUGAAGAACAAGCGGCACAGAAAUAUCACCAGUAAGGAGCUGGAGGCAAUGCUGGAAGAUCCAAACUCUGCCCCAGUCCCCUUCCACUAUGUGAUAAUCCAGGCCCCCAAAAAGGGAAACUUGGAGCUGCUCGGCAACAGGCUGACUGAAGGCUUUGGAUUUACCCAAGACGACCUGCAACGAAACCAUCUGAGCUACAGCGCAACCAUCAGGAACUCCCAGCAAGCCGAGGACACCUUCCAGUUUCGUGUCCGUGCUGGUGAGCAGCACUCUCCCGUCUACACCUACACAAUCAGCAUUGGUGGGGACCCCGACGCGCCAGCCCUGACCAACGUCCUCCUGAUCGUGCCGGAAGGGGGGCAAGCCGUCAUCUCCAAGGACCACUUGUUUGUACAGAGCAUGAACAGCAUGGACUACAUCUAUGAAGUGAUUGAGGGGCCAGCACAUGGGAGGUUGGCCUGGGCUGCGUCCCAUGCCUGGGCCUCCAGAGGGGAGAUCACGGAGUUCACCAAUGAUGACAUCCUCCACCGCCGGCUGCUGUACCAGCACGAUGACUCUGAGACACUGGAGGACGACAUCCCCUUCGUAGCAAUCAGGCAGGGCGAGGGCAGCGCUGAGUCCGAUGUGGAGGAGGUGAGGGGUGUUUUCAGGGUCUCCAUCCAACCCGUCAAUGACCACACCCCGGUCCAAGUAGUCAACAAGGUGUUCAACGUGGUGCGCAAUGGGCAGCACCUGCUGACAACAGAUGACAUUGCCUUCACCGACAAGGACUCUGGCUUCUCUGACACACAGCUGGUGCUGGCAAGGAAGGACAUUUUGUUUGGCAGCAUCGUGUCCGUCGAUGACAGAAGCCACCAGGUCUAUCGGUUCACACAGGAUGACCUGAGGAAGAAGAAAAUCCUUUUUGUCCAUUCGGGGGCUGACCGGGGCUGGAUCCAGCUACAGGUCUCAGAUGGCCUCCACCAAACCACAGCCCUCCUGGAAGUACAGGCAUCAGACCCCUACAUCAAAAUAGUCAACAACACCGGUCUAGUCAUCCACCAAGGGAGCCGAGGGAGAAUUGACUCUUCUGUCCUCAGCCUGGAGACCAACAUGGACAUCAGGUCAGAUGAAGAGAUACGGUUCCUGAUAACAACCCCCCCAAGGUGGGGGACUGUGCUGAGAGGGGAGCAGCCAGUCAUGGCCUUCUCCCAGAGGGACCUGCUAGCAGGAGAGAUCUCCUACCACCACAACGGGAGCAGGAACACUCGGGAUGAGCUCCAGUUCACCGUAGAAGCAAAUGAGGUGGUGGUGGAGGACACGCUGGCCAUCAGCGUGUUCUUGGACACCCAUCCCAGCCCCCUGCGCAUAGUCAACCACAAGGAGAUGCAUGUCUUCCAGGGGGAAGCAGCUGGGAUCAAGGAGGAGUACCUACUGGUGGCCCAUGAAGAGAUCCCUCCCCAGGACAUAGUCUACCUGGUGAGCAGCCCCCCAGCCUCUGGCUUUCUGGCAAUGCUUCAACAUGGCCAAGACCCGAACGAGCAGCCCAGCCUGGACCCCAUCCAGUCCUUCACUCAGGAGGACAUCAACAACGACAGAGUCCUCUACCUCCACUCCAAACCAGAGGAGGACCAUGACCAGUUUGUCGUGGACAUCACGGCCAGCGGUGCAGACCCGCUGGAGGGGGUGGUGGUGAGCCUGGCCGUGCUCCCCAUCACCAUCCCCCUGGAUGUCCGCAACAUCACGGUGCCAGGAGGUGGCUCUGCUACGCUCUCCACGGGCAUCCUCAACAUCCCCAACGCCCACUACACGGCUCUCGGCGUGGAGUUCAGGGUGCUCGAGCCCCCCCGGUUCGGCACCCUCCUGAACAGCGAGCGGCCUGAGGACGGCGGGCUGCACAGCUUCACCUGGAGCGAG